This is a messenger RNA of Trypanosoma cruzi, 154 nucleotides long. RefSeq names its product mucin-associated surface protein (MASP), putative. The transcript has a single exon. The record is from RefSeq and is a predicted model, not a curated record. The annotation marks the transcript as partial. NCBI's taxonomy places the organism in Eukaryota, Euglenozoa, Kinetoplastea, Trypanosomatida, Trypanosomatidae.
UGAUGAAAACACGGCCGCAUUUAAAAAUAUCAGCAUGAAUAAAAUGACCAAACCUGGCGACAGUGACGGCAGCACCGCGGUCUCCCACACCACCUCCCCUCUUUUGCUUUUUCUUGUUGCGUGUGCGGCUGCUGCUGCGGUGGUGGCCGCAUGA